ACCUUCGCGUGGCGAUAUUAUUGGCGGCGGCUUGAACUUGGUUUGACGUUGCAGUUUUGUGUUUGGAAUGGCCGUACGUUUAGGCCGAAAAAAGUCCAAGAACCCUUCCUAUUUUUCUCACGAGUUCAUCAUUACGAACCAUGGCGAUAUAGUGAGCUUUUUGGCGAUGAUAAUUAUUAUGGGACUAUUGUACAAGGGAACACACACUCUUUCUUCCAACUUUCUAUUCGUACAGCACAAUGUGACGGACGAAGACCAUCCGUCGCGUACUCCCUUGUAUAGUCCCGGUCGGAGCGAUUUCUGCAUCAUCUUCUUUUACACCCUCAUGUGCAUUGUUGCACACGCUGUUGUGCAAGAAUAUGUGUUCGACCGAUUUUCGAAAAAGCUGAACUUGACUAAAAUUCGCCUUGGAAAGUUCAACGAGUCGGCUCACCUCGCUUAUUUCUACGCAAUUUCGGUGUUUUGGGGAGUCUACAAUGUAGUAACAGAGGCGCUUGUACCGAGCUUAAGUAGUCUUUGGGAGGGAUAUCCUCAUCAUUUGAUGCCAUUUUGGACAAAACUUUUUCUGAUUAUUCAAAUUUGCUUCUGGCUUCACGAUUUCCCUGAGCUGUAUUUUCAGCGUGUGAAGAAGGAACUGAUUCCUUCACGUAUCUUGCAUGCCGCUAUAUUCCUAUGCGGUGUUGGUUUGGCGUAUUUAGGGGGGCUGUUCAAACUAUGCCUCAUACUUUUAAUCCUUCACUACUCAACUGACUUCUUCCUCCACGCAGCCAGGGCGUUGCAUCUAGCGGAGCACACCAAUAUCGCUUCUGUUGGAUUUGCAAUCUGGAACGUUCUCUUUAUACCCGUUCGGAUGGCCUGUAUCAUACUCCCAUUUUUAGUUAUUCACUACGGUCUUGGGAGACAAAGUGUGGAGUUUGUUGAUUUAUCCACGGGCAAUUUUAAUACACCCUCUAUACGGAUGUCUGCGCUGGCCUUCCUAUUCAUUUCGCAAGCGUAUAUGGUGUGGAAUUUCAUUACAUUUCACCAGAGGUCACGGCGAGACAGAACUUCAAAAUCCGGAUGGUUCAGCUUGGGUCAGGACGGGAGCAACGCAAAACGAAAGGAGAAGAAAAAAGCUGCUAAACGCGAAGAUGACGACGGCAGUGACAGUAUGUUAAUGGAUACCAGCGACCAGAACAACCAUAAAGACCUUCGCCGUCGUAGGAUGAACGCCAAGACACGCGGCCAAUAGGGAAGAUUGGAAUAUGGGUCCUACUUUCUUGCUUUGAUAUUCUGUUACACAUUUGUGUGCUGUACUAUGAUUUCGUCAAGUGCCUCAAGUAUCCUACUCUCUCUCUUCCAUUUAACGCUCUUUGUGGUCUGCUAUCGUACCUACUGUGUCUUGCUGCUCUGAUUGUCAACAGAUGGUUUUCUUUCCGGAUUGUUCUUAUCACAUUUUUACUCCGGCUGCGGCUUCAGUGUACUUUGUCAACCUAUGUACAGUUCAAUUGUCCAGCUUCUAGUCUAUGCGCGUUACGCAACCAUGGGUUUUCCGAAACGCGAUGCACGUGCCCCUUCCCAGUGGUUUUUCUCUUCUGUUCGUUAUCCCCUUACUGUAUGCUGUUGUAAAGAUCAGCUUCGAAUAUGGU
This is a messenger RNA of Dicrocoelium dendriticum, 1628 nucleotides long. The record is from the annotation of a GenBank genome assembly. Lineage: Eukaryota; Metazoa; Platyhelminthes; Trematoda; Plagiorchiida; Dicrocoeliidae.